Messenger RNA from Oncorhynchus nerka (sockeye salmon), 2449 nucleotides. RefSeq names its product alpha-tubulin N-acetyltransferase 1-like. Gene Ontology annotation, molecular function: tubulin N-acetyltransferase activity. The transcript has 11 exons. Gene Ontology annotation, biological process: alpha-tubulin acetylation. The coding region runs from base 311 to 1225 and encodes 304 amino acids. NCBI's taxonomy places the organism in Eukaryota, Metazoa, Chordata, Actinopteri, Salmoniformes, Salmonidae. Gene Ontology annotation, cellular component: microtubule. The record is from RefSeq and is a predicted model, not a curated record.
CCAAGUCCACAACAGACACACAAUGGAUAGACGGACAGGAUUGAUACAUUAUUACCACUGCUUGGUCGGCCUUUUGAUACUGUAGCUCGUAGGCAAUUGAUAACAUGGUUUUUAGUGACUGUAAAAUCAUCUUGCAAUUGCUGUGUGUCUUCAGUGGCCAAUGUUGCUAUCGUCGUUAGUUAGCUUUGCUAACAGCAGUGAUAUUGUUUAGCCGAAAUCUCUAGCUGGCUAGCCUACCCCCACGUUAGCGAGCAGUAACACCUGCGGGAAAACUGUUUUUAUACUCCGAGAUAGCCGCCUUUCAAAGAAUAUGGAAACCACUUUUGAUGUAAACCAUCUUUUCCCUGAAACGAUUACAGUUUUGGACCAAAACCUAAUUGCAAGUGGAAAAUCGCUGGGAAGGUCAGAUCCCCAACCCCAAAUUGCAGCGGUCAUUGAUGAACUUGGAAGAGCCUCAGCCAAGGCCCAAUACUUGACAGCCCCAAUCACAAGUGCAUCCAAGCUGCAGACCAACAAGCACCAUCUCUACCUGCUUAAGGACGGAGAAAGCAAUGGAGGAAGGGGACUUGCGGUGGGGUUUCUGAAGGUUGGCUAUAAGAAGUUAUUUCUGCUUGACCAGCAGGGGGCGCAUGUCGAGACAGAGCCUCUGUGUGUCUUGGAUUUCUUUGUGAAAGAGAACCUUCAGAGGCACGGUUACGGACUGGAGCUGUUUAGCUUCAUGCUGCAGCACAAAAAGGUAGAGCCAGUGAUGAUGGCUUACGACAGGCCCUCCCCUAAGUUCCUCUCUUUCCUGGAGAAGCAUUACUGUCUGAAAAACAGUGUACCUCAGGUCAAUAACUUUGUGGUGUUUGACGGUUUCUUCGCCAAAAAAUCAGGCUCGACUCCCUCUCCUCCGACGGAUCAGGGAAUGUAUGGCUUUUUCGGCCCAGUUGAGAAAGGUUCCCCCCAAAAAGCCGGACGGAGAGAUCAAGCCCUACUCACUAACGGAGAGAGAAGCUGUGCGAGAGGAGCAGAGGGCUCUUCCCUGGCCUUUGUGUCGCCACGCGGCUCCUCCCCUCUCUCCCCCAUUGUCGGUAUCCUCCCCGUGCUCCCCAAGCAGGGGCCGCCAGCGUCCCGAUCCGGCCCUGGCCCCGGCACCUGCCCCUGGGGCCAACAGGGGCCCGAACCCCCACCCUCCACUCAUCAACAGCCUCAACUGCAGGGCAAAGCGCACCAGUUCCCUUAACCGAUCGCAGCUCAGCUUCCAUUGACCACCUCGUGACUCUCCCCACCACAGUUUGCUCCUUUUUUUAAAGGAAGGACUGUUGUUUUUAGCCUGUUAGCUAGCCUAUGUCUGCAUCCCAAUUCUCCACCCUUCUCUUGAAGUGUGUACUUGCACACUUCCCGUCAUUGAUUUAACAAUGGUGGAAAUUUCCCCCUCCCCCGAUGUUUACACCAUUGUUAAAUCAAUGACGGGAAGUGUGCACGAUCAGGAUGCAACCUACCGAUCUGUCUGUCAUGGCCAGGGAGUUUAGUAUUAUUUCAAUGAUUCAUUUACUACGAAACAGAAGGGAUAGGACUCCCUGUCUGUUAGAAGUCGUUCAACCUUUCCUAGUUGCGUUGGUCGUCCCGUUGAGGGACUUAUGAUGCUGCCUGUACCUUUUUGCCUGACGUUUUCUAGAAGAAGUUAUUAAAACUUAUCUCCCAACAAAAUGAGAAAAGUGAGAUUUCUUUCUGUUCAACCUGGUCCGCCAUUUUGGAGCUUGUAUUUCACUAAUAGUUUGACCUUUAACCUAAAAUACUCUCAAUAAAAAAUAUACUAGGCUACUAAAAUAACACGAAGGCUUUUGUAGUCAUAUUCAUUGUACAGCAGUUAACGUGUUUAUUUAUUAAUUACAAUUUUUCUCACAAUAGUCUUUUUUUUAUUUUUAUAAAACUUGACUUGUCACAUUGUCAUGGAAACAUGUGGCCAAUAAGAAACAUUACCUAGAAUUUGAUAUUGACCAGUUUUUUCUAUCAGGCACAACGUGUUCCCCUAACUCCUCCCCCAUGACUCUAAGCAUCUAUUCUGACAUCACAUGGUUAUUGACCUUUUUGUUAUUGUAUGUAUGAGUUGUCAAGCAUUCACUUAUACCUUUGUUUUUGCUAAUUAUGUUUUCAUUUUGUGUUUUUCUUAUGUUGAAUUCUGUUGCCUUUUUUCCAUUCAAACACAAUUCCUUCUCUUUUUAUCUUUUUCCUUGGUCCUGUACUACCCUGUCUCGCUCCCUACCUCAUUGCUCCCACAUCCUUCUCUGUGCCCUGUUCUCUCCUGUACCCUUGGUCUUUUCUUUUUUUUUUUACAUUCCCUUGCUCUUCCCUGCUCCCAUCGCCGUGGUAGCCAACAGGGCCUGGUUGCCAGGGGCAACCUCUACAGCCGCCACGUCAACACCCGGGGCUUUGGGCAGUUGUUGGAGACACAGCCGAACAUCUU